GAAGGCUUUGGGUUUAGAAGACGUAAAGCAGCGUGUUGUCUCCCAGAAGUGCUACGGCAUAUUUGCGGCGUGUUUGAAGACUCAUUUACCGCUGAAAGAGCAUCUGGAACAGUUUUCUAUCAGUCAUUUCCUCUGUACUCAAAGCUACGACCAAAGAUGAAAAAGUUUUCCUUGGAAGAUAAAACCAACUCAGGACGAGUAAAUAGCUGGGUGGAUCCAUCCUUCUCUGAUGCACCUGCCAAGAGCGAGGACAGACAAAUGUGGGGCUUUCAAUCUGAAGAGAGAUCUAGAAAAUGGAAAGAAGGCCUAAAUGGUUCUCUUUGGAUGACGAAAUCAAGUGAAAGAGAUCCAGAUGAACCAUGGGUUGACAAGUAUUCACCUUGUUCACAGGUUGAACUUGCUGUCCACAAAAAGAAGACUGAGGAAGUUGAGAAAUGGAUGAGAACCCACACAAAAGCAACCAAGCAUCAGGAACACACAGGAGAACUGAUGGUAGGAGAUGAGGAUCAUAAAACGUUUGCACUGAUGGAGAAAAAGGGUGGUAUUUUGAUACUGACAGGACCAUCGGGCUCUGGAAAAACUGCGACAGUCCAAGUUCUGUCUACGAAGUUAGGUGUCAGAGUUCAGGAAUGGACUAACCCAGCAAGUACAGAACCACACUCGGGCAGUUUGUCUGAAUGGAGGUCACAAGGCUUGUCUUGCAGCUCUCAGUUGGCACAAUUUCAGGAGUUCCUUCUGCGAGUUAACAAGUACAAAUGCCUGAAAAUGAAAGGUGAAGGAGGUGCUGCAGAGAAAAAGCUCAUCCUGGUGGAGGAUUUUCCAAACCAGUUCUACAGACAACCUUGCAGCUUUCAUGACACCUUGAGGUUCUUUGUAAAGAAUAGUCAGUGUCCACUGGUAUUCAUAGUGUCUGGCUCUCGAAGUGGAGAAGGCAGCUUAUGGUCUCUUUUCCCUAAAGAGAUUCAGGAGGAGCUACACAUGAGCUGCAUCAGUUUUAAUCCUGUUCCUGCAACAACAAUGAUGAAGGUUCUGAAAAACAUUGCAUACGUGGAGGCAGAAAAGAAUCAUAAGAGUUUGCAUGUUCCUGAUAAGGCAGAACUGGAAAUGCUUUGUUCAGGAUCUUCUGGAGAUAUCCGAAGUGCUAUUAAUAGCCUACAGUUUAGCUGUCUACUGGAAAAAGGAUUGUGUACAUUGAAGAAACCACCUGCAAUAUCAUUGGAAAGAGCUGCUGCUCUAUCAAAACAGAAGGGAAAACGAGCAAAGUCGGCUAAGGAGCAAGAAGAGCAUCAGCCUAUUGGUGGGAAAGAUGUUUCUUUCUUCUUGUUUAGGGCACUGGGAAAGAUUCUGCACUGCAAACGUGGAAAUGGUGACUGUCCAAAUGAAAGGCUUGUUUUGCCAUUUCACCUUUUGCAACAUCAUAGAGAAGAAUUACUCGUGCAGCCCGAAUUGGUUGUUGAGCGUUCAGAAACUUCUGGAGAGUUUUUCAGCCUAUGCCUCCAUCAGAAUUAUCUGGACUUCUUCUCUGACAUAGAAGAUGUGGACAGAGCUAGCGAGUACCUGUCUGAUGCAGAUCUUCUCACAGGAAAUUGGAUGAUUCGUCACACAAUGGGGGACUAUGGAUCUUCAGUGGCAACCAGAGGGUUGAUCCACUCAAACUCUUGUCAACUUCCUGUUGGCUUCAGACCGCUGCACAAACCCAGUUGGUGUCUAGUCAACAAAAAGCGCCAGGACAACUGUGUGGCUGUGCAAACUUUGUUCAGGAGCUUCUGUCUUACACCAGCCGGUCUACAGACUCAGUUGCUGCCUUUCCUGGCCAAACUUUGUAACCCUACAAGGAGUCAAGCACAGAUGGCUGUUAUUCAAGAUGUUGGUCAGAUGUCGCUAAGGACAUGUUCUGGCAGAUUAAAACUGGAGAAUCUAAGAGACAAAGAGAUGGGCCAGGAGAUCGAGGAAGAAGAGGAAUUACACUGCAGGAUUGAGAGAGGAACACAAGUCAGUCAGUCCUAUCUUACUACAAACCAAGCGCUCUUGGAGGAAGAGGAAGUCAUCAUAGAAGAAUAUGACAGUGACUGAAACACUCAUUUGUUCUUUUACUGUAAGAAUAUUUCUUUGUCUCUCUCAUUCCCACAUCUGAUCUGAACUUUGAUUCAGUCGUAACAUAAAUUCUUUUUUUCUGUUGUAGACUUACUGAGGUGGUUGAGAUUACUCUCCAGUUUUGGCCAAGCUUGAAUAUUUUUAUAGCCAGUUGUACAGAUUCUGUACCGAAAUGUUAACUACCACGGUGCUGUAAAGUUGUUGCUGCUGCACACACUGCAUUUUAGUCAGAUUUGUCUACUUUCCUACUUUGUGUCCAAGUAACAUUUUUAGGCCAUUGUGGAUCAGAUACAACUUUGCAAAAUUGCUCAGCUACAUUCUGUUCAAGAAGAAAACAAACAAAAGGGCUUUUUCCUUGUGCUCUGUUAUGUGAAGGACGAUGACUGGAAAAGGUUGCAAUUUCUUUUUACUGUUGAUGUGAAGAAAAUUUACUGGUACUUUCAGCCUUUUACUGUUUUUGUGACAGUAAAAUAUAUAUAUUUUAAAUUGCAUAGUUUUAUAAAAACAAAACUGCAAUUGGUAAAUUUUCAUAAUGGAAAAUGUAAGAUGAAUUCUGGUGUAAAAAGAUUUUUACGUUUCAAAAUGUCUUCACAAAUGGUAUUGACAAGCAAAUAACCUUUCAACUUUAUAGACGUUUUGUAGUUCUGUUAUUUGCAGUACAGCAACAGGAUGGAAAGUAAUUAUUGUUCUAAAAUUUUUGAUCUCACAAGUAAUAUUCAUGGGUUAAAUUUAUAUUCUGUAUAAAAAGAUCUUGGUAUAUUUAUGUUUUCUGAUUUGGCUUGUAUUCAUCACUUGCACAGGAAUAAGACCAUUUCAGGUGUUUUGGUGAUUUUCCAUUGGCAGACAUGAAGAUGUUUUGUUUGUAGUUUUUUUUCUCCAAGAUAUAUUUUAGUAAUUAGUAUACAAAUAAAGUUGAGACCAUUUA
Messenger RNA from Poecilia reticulata (guppy), 3019 nucleotides. RefSeq names its product RAD17 checkpoint clamp loader component (gene rad17). Gene Ontology annotation, biological process: DNA damage checkpoint signaling; mitotic DNA replication checkpoint signaling; DNA repair. Gene Ontology annotation, molecular function: DNA clamp loader activity; chromatin binding. The record is from RefSeq and is a predicted model, not a curated record. Lineage: Eukaryota; Metazoa; Chordata; Actinopteri; Cyprinodontiformes; Poeciliidae.